AUGGCAUCUUUGGUGUCUUCUCUAGCGAAUCUUGACAUUCUUGCCCCAAAUUCAUCUUCGAUGAACCCUAACCCUAAUUCCCUAAUUUCAUCUAUUUCUUCGAUCACAAUCCAAAACAUUAGUUGUAUGGUUCCCACGAAGCUUAAACGAGACAAUUAUCUCGCAUGGAAGGCGCUCUUUGCUCCAAUUUGUUGUCGUUACAAGCUCACUAGAAUUCUUGACGAUACUGAAGUGUGUCCACCACCAUUUCUUCUUGACAAUUCUGGCCACAGCACCAAAAUCAUACCUUUCACCGUUGGUGUAUCUUCAUCUCGCGAAUUAUGGAUCAAUCUUGAACAACGCUUUGAUGGAGUCUCUGCUGCGCACAUUCACCAACUUCACACUUGCCUUCACUCAAUUCAGAAAGGUGAUCUUUCAAUCUCUGAAUACAUUGAGCAAACCAAAAGUAUUUCGGAUGCUUUAAUGUUUGCCGGCACGCCAAUUUUUUAUCCUGAUCUUAUUGCUGUUUCGCUCAAUGGCCUCUCUGAUGAGUACAAGUCCUUCAUUAACUCUAUAAUGCUGCAAAUUUCCUCCACAACUCUUGAUGAACUUCAUGGUUUAUUGAUCAACAAAGAACUCUUUAUGAGUCGGAAGAAGAAAUUUGUUGUUCCUUCUGUUACAGAACCUUUUCAUGCCUAUGUUGCUCAGUCUCAACGUUCUCAAGCUCCGAUUCUUCCAACGCCUCAAUUUAAUGCCUUUCCUCAAGCAUUUCCUGCUCCAUACUCCAACUAUAAUUCUUUUAAGAAUUAUAGAGGCACCAAUCGUGGUCACAAUCGUGGCAAUAAUCGUGGCAACAAUCGCAUUUUCAACAAUUAUCGUGGGACUUGUAAUUUCUGA
This is a messenger RNA of Pyrus x bretschneideri (Chinese white pear), 876 nucleotides long. RefSeq lists its product as uncharacterized. The record is from RefSeq and is a predicted model, not a curated record. NCBI's taxonomy places the organism in Eukaryota, Viridiplantae, Streptophyta, Magnoliopsida, Rosales, Rosaceae. Bases 1 to 876 code for a protein of 291 amino acids. The transcript is spliced from 2 exons.